UCUAUUGACUUUUCUGUCACUGCGAAUAAAGUUCCAACGUUAUCAAAAUGUUGCAACCAGUUAUGCAUGUUUUGAAGCAGAAAAAUAUUAUUCUAGCUUCUGGCUCGCCUAGGAGGAAAGAGUUGAUCGAAAAUAUAGGGUUAAAAGUAGGAUUGUGUCCAUCUCUAUUUGAAGAGAACCUUGAUCUUAAAAGUUUUAAGAGUUUCUCGGAGUUUGUGGAAGAGACAGCGCUGCAGAAGGCUCUGGAAGUUGAGAAUCGUCUGAUUGGGCAGGGCAAGGCUCCGGACAUAGUUAUAGGAGCGGAUACUAUGGUGACUCUGGAUGGGGAGAUGUUUGGGAAGCCUACCACUAAAGCAGACGCUUUCCAGAUGUUGUCAAGAUUGUCAGGACGAGGACACACAGUAUACACCGGGGUUGUGGUGAAGGCCAAGAACGAAACAGUUAAGUUCACGGAGAAGACUGAUGUCAUAUUUGGCAAACUGAAUGAAGACCAGAUCAACGGGUACAUUGCCACUGGUGAAUCUAUGGACAAGGCAGGCGGCUACGGCAUCCAGGGCGUGGGCGGAACAUUCGUAGAGCGAGUUGAAGGAGAUUACUUCACUGUAGUAGGCUUGCCUCUCUACAGGCUCUGUGCUGUGCUCUAUGACAUGCAUAAACACUUAUAGAUCUACCCUUAGUGGACCUUUUGUGGACCA
Messenger RNA from Cydia amplana, 695 nucleotides. RefSeq names its product dTTP/UTP pyrophosphatase. The transcript has 4 exons. Gene Ontology annotation, molecular function: nucleoside triphosphate diphosphatase activity. The record is from RefSeq and is a predicted model, not a curated record. The coding region runs from base 48 to 665 and encodes 205 amino acids. Lineage: Eukaryota; Metazoa; Arthropoda; Insecta; Lepidoptera; Tortricidae.